AGUGUGUUGGGAUGUGGGAGACCAUGCGCUCCUAGCGGCCGCGCUGUUCACACCAAAACGCUCAAAGAGAGCGUGAGAGACGGAGAGAGAGAGGAGGAUGUUAAACUGUACUGUGACUGUACAUUUAUUGGGGCUAUAUUACCGGCUACGCACAUGGGGCUUUUGAAAGCCGGUUUUCUUAAGAAUAAAACAACUUUCUGGGGGGCGCGCGUGAAAGUUGAACACGGGUUUCCUGGUUGUCCUCGAGCGCAGACAUCCUCGCUGAAGAUUUGAAAGGUGCCUGAGACGCCUCUCAAGAAAAGCGUAGAUGUGCGUUUUUUGUUUUUGUUUUUAUUUCUUCAUUCUGGACUUUAAUUUCUGCCCCGAAAGACUCUGAAAAGCUCCGGCUCGUUAUACAGCAAAAAUUGCGGAUGAACUCACCGGACAAACUGGGAUAAUAUUUCCUCAAAGAGCCGAGAGUUUGGAGGCUGGAUGAGCAGCUCCGGGUGAACUACUAUUAAAUGGAUCCUCUCUGUGUUUGGACACUGAAACUGGCUUUUGUCAGUGAGUAGGACAGUGUUGGGUGCUGUCCAUCACUCCCAGAGCCGGUGGAGCGGACUUGAGCGCAGUCUUCACCUAUUUUUGCCCCCGCAGUGAAUUAGAGGAUUUGCGCGACCGCUGUGGAUUUUUUAAUAUGCAAGGAUGGGUCCGCUAGCGUUCAUCCUUGUUAGUGGAUUACUGUACUUUCAAGCUGAUGGAUCCCGUCUGCGCCAGGAGGACUCCCCGCCCCGGAUUGUGGAGCACCCCUCUGACCUGAUCGUAUCCAAAGGGGAGCCCGCCACUCUCAACUGUAAAGCGGAGGGGCGGCCCACCCCGACAGUGGAGUGGUACAAAGACGGAGAGCGGGUGGAAACGGACAAAGAUGACCCACGUUCACACCGCAUGCUGCUUCCGACAGGCUCGCUUUUCUUCCUGCGCAUCGUUCACGGACGACGGAGCAAACCCGACGAGGGAGCCUACGUCUGUGUGGCCCGGAACUACCUGGGAGAAGCCGUCAGCCGUAACGCGUCCCUGGAAGUAGCAUUGCUGCGAGAUGACUUCAGGCAGAAUCCUACUGAUGUGGUGGUGGCGGCAGGAGAGCCAGCAAUACUUGAAUGUGUCCCUCCCAGAGGUCAUCCUGAACCCACCAUCUACUGGAAGAAAGACAAAGUGCGAAUCGAUGACAAGGAAGACAGGGUCACUAUUCGAGGAGGAAAGCUCAUGAUCUCCAACACAAGAAAGACUGACGCUGGCAUGUACGUGUGUGUGGGCACCAACAUGGUUGGAGAACGGGACAGUGAGACGGCACAAGUAACAGUGUUUGAGCGACCAACCUUCCUUCGGAGGCCAAUCAACCAGGUGGUCCUCGAAGAGGAGACGGUUGAGUUUCGGUGCCAGGUACAAGGAGACCCCCAACCAAAUGUUCGCUGGAGGAAAGAUGACAUCGAUGUUCCUCGUGGGAGGUACGACAUCCGCUACGACAAGGACGACUAUAUGCUGAGAGUGAAGAAAGCCUCCAUUAGCGACGAGGGCACGUUCACCUGUGUGGCAGAAAACCGCGUGGGCAAGCUGGAGGCUUCGGCCACUCUCACAGUCAGAGCUCGCCCUGUUGCUCCACCCCAGUUUGUCAUCCGCCCACGGGAUCAGAUCGUGUCGCAAGGCCGCACUGCCACCUUCCCGUGUGAAGCCAAAGGAAAUCCCCAGCCGGCAGUUUUCUGGCAGAAGGAGGGGAGUCAGAUUCUGCUGUUCCCCAACCAGCCCCAGCAGCCCAACAGUCGCUUUUCCGUGUCGCCCGGCGGAGAGCUCACCAUCUCAUCUGUGCAGCGAGCAGAUGCCGGCUACUACAUUUGCCAGGCUCUGACCGUUGCGGGCAGCAUCCUCGCUAAGGCUCAACUGGAGGUCACAGAUGUUCUCACAGACAGACCCCCGCCUAUCAUCCGCCAAGGCCCGUCCAACCAGACCCUGGGGAUGGACAGUGUUGCGCUGCUGAAGUGUCAGGCAUCUGGAGACCCCAUCCCCUCCGUCAGCUGGCUGAAGGACGGGGUCAGUCUACUGGGAAAGGACUCCCGCAUGUCGCUCCAGGAGCUGGGCAGCCUGCAAAUCAAAAACAUCAAGCUCUCAGACUCGGGGAUCUACACGUGUGUGGCCACCAGCUCAAGCGGGGAAACGUCGUGGAGCGCUUUCUUGGAAGUCAAAGAAUCAUCGGCAGUGAUUGUCACAAAGAGCUAUGAUGAGAACGAGCUUCCAGGUCCUCCGUCUAAGCCCCAGGUCACCGACGUUACCAAGAACAGCGUGUCGUUGUCGUGGCAGCCCGGGAUGACCGGAGCCUCUCCUGUCUCUUCCUUUGUCAUCGAAGCUUUCAGUCAGUCUGUGAGCAACAGCUGGCAAACCGUGGCGGACCACGUCAAGACCACCCAGUUCACCGUCAAAGGUCUCCGUCCCAACACCAUCUACCUGUUCAUGGUCCGAGCCGUCAACGGCCAAGGCUUGAGCGAUCCGAGCCCAAUGUCUGAACCUGUUAGAACACAAGAUAUAAGCCCCCCAGCCCAGGGAGUGGACCACAGGCAUGUGCAGAAAGAGCUCGGAGAGGUCAUAGUUCGCCUGCAUAAUCCCGUUGUCCUGAGUCCCACCACCAUUCAGGUCACAUGGACAGUGGACCGCCAGUCCCAGUUCAUCCAGGGUUACCGGGUUCUGUACAGGCAGACGUCCGGCCUUCCUUCGCCGGGGGCGUGGCAGACCCAGGACGUGAAGGUGCCCUCGGAGCGCAGCGUCGUCCUGUCGUCACUGAAGAAGGGCAUCGUUUAUGAGAUCAAGGUCCGGCCGUACUUCAACGAGUUUCAAGGCAUGGACAGCGAAUCGAAGACGGCGCGGACCACUGAGGAGGCUCCCAGCGCCCCCCCUCAGCAGGUAACCGUCCUGACGGUGGGAAACCAGAACAGCACCUCCAUCAGCAUCUCCUGGGACCCCCCUCCACCCGACCACCAGAACGGCAUCAUCCAGGAGUACAAGAUCUGGUGUCUGGGGAACGAGACGCGUUUCCACGUCAACAAGACGGUGGACGCAGCCAUCCGCUCCGUGGUGGUGGGCGGGCUGCAGGUGGGCGUGGUGUAUCACGUGGAGGUCGCCGCCAGCACCAGUGCAGGAGUGGGAGUGAAGAGUGAACCUCAGUCUAUAAUCAUCGGGAAAGAGUUCCGGGACGUGAUCAUACACGGAAACCGGAACAACAGCAUCACGGAGCAGAUAACGGAUGUGGUGAAGCAGCCGGCCUUCAUCGCCGGCAUCGGAGGCGCCUGCUGGGUCAUCCUCAUGGGCUUCAGCAUCUGGCUCUACUGGAGGAGAAAGAAGAGAAAGGGUCUGAGCAACUAUGCAGUUCAGUCCUUCACCUUCACCCCUGCAGUGACGUUCCAAAGAGUCGACGGCGGUCUGAUGAGCAAUGGAAGCCGUCCAGGCCUGCUGAACGCCAGUGACCCGGGCUACCCCUGGUUAGCCGACUCCUGGCCGGCGACCAGCCUGCCCGUCAACAGCAGCUCCGGAGGACCAAACGACUUGACGAAGUUUGGUCGAGGAGAUCUCCCCACUGGACAGGGAGAUAAAACGGGCACCAUGCUGUCGGACGGAGCCAUCUACAGCAGCAUAGACUUCACCACCAAGGCUAACUACAACAGUCCUGGUCAAACAUCCCAAGCCAAUCCUUACGCCACCACUCAGAUCCUCCACUCCAGCAGCAUCCAUGAGCUGGCUGUGGACCUGCCCGACUCCCAGUGGAAGGCUUCACUUCAAGCUAAGCAGGAAAUGGCAAACCUGGGCUACUCCCUGCCUGACAAGAACUCCUGCAACAACACCCUCCUUUUCAUUCCCGACUACCGAUUGACCGACGGAUUGUCUAAUAGAAUCCCACACAACCAAUCACAAGAUUUCAGCACCACCAGCUCUCACAACAGCUCAGAGCGAAGCGGCAGUCUCUCAGGUGGAAAAGGAGGAAAGAAGAAGAAAACCAAGGCUGGAUCUAAACCUCCUAAAGCUAAUGGCUCCAACUGGGCCAAUGUUCCCUUGCCCCCUCCCCCGAUUCACCCUCUACCCGGCACAGAGAUGGACCUGUAUCCCAACGAGCACCAUGACGGCGGAGGGUAUGAGAAUGACACCUGGGGCCCACCCAUGCCUGUGCAGACGUACCUUCAUCAAGGCAUGGAAGAUGAGCUGGAAGAAGAGGAGGAAAGGGUUCCCACGCCACCCAUCCGAGGAGUGGCCUCCUCACCGGCUGCCGUCUCUUUUGGACAGCAGUCCACAGCCACCCUCACCCCGUCUCCCCGGGAUGAGAUGCAGCCCAUGCUCCAGGCCCACCUGGACGAGCUGACCAGAGCAUACCAACUGGACAUGGCUAAACAGACAUGGCACAUGCAGGGAGGCUCUCUUCCUCCCCUGGCACCAGCUCCGCCAGUGGGCUAUGUGUCGAGCACAAUGGUUUCCGACCUGGAGACUGACCUGCAAGACGAGGAGGAGGAGGAGGAAGACGAGGACGAGGAUGAGGGCUACGGAGCCAAGCAUCCCCGUGGUAUGGAGCACACACCAGGGUCUAGCAUGGACAACCUGGACAGCUCUUUAACAGGGUCCAUGGUGAAUGGGUGGGGCUCGGCCUCGGAGGAUGAGCGUAAUUUUUCCAGCCAUAGAUCCAGUCUGGGCAGUUCUUCCGAUGGCUCCAUCUUUACCCACUGCAGCUUUGCCCAGGCCCUUGUGGCUGCUGCAGACAAGGCAGGCUACCGCCUUGAGGGAACCAGCCUCAGCAAGAGAGGUAAAGGCUUGUCCCACAGGCCCCGUCCCAGCAGUCCGUUUUCAACAGAUGGCAGCACAGUCGGCACACACAGCUUGGGCCACCAGAGGGCCACCAGGCCCACCCGCAAACCACGAAGUCAAGGCACAACACCUCACCGGAGAGACGCUGGUGCAGACGACCUACCUCCCCCCCCUGAGCCUCCUCCCUGUCAGGGCCAGGGCCGCAUCCAGGGGACCCGCAGUGUAAACAGCAUGGCACCACCCACGGACAGGAAGGCUGCGUCUCUGGAGCGCACGCCCAUGUCAGGACCGCUCUGUGGGCCAGACGACAUGAAGAGCUCUAUUGACAGACAGAUGCGAACCUCUCUGGAACAUCACCGCCAGGCCCAGGACCGGCUGGGCUCCAUGGACCGGACGGACGAUGCCCGCAGGUGCCACAAAUCAGAGGAUGGGUGUGUCCCGUACAGCAAGCCGUCCUUCCCCUCCCCCGGGGGCCACAGCUCCUCUGGGACGGCCUCCUCCAAGGGGUCAACAGGGCCGCGCAAGACCGACGGGCCGCGGCAACCACAACAGUGGACCGCUACGGAGCAUGCCGAAUUUCUGGGGGCCAACGGACAUGGAGAGUUAUAGUGACCCUCCUGGGCUCCCGUCAGGGUCAAUAAACGUUCUCCUCUGACCGGUGUGUUCUCAGAGGGGAAGGCGCGCGGCGGCGGAGGGCGCCACAGCGACGAAGCAGUUUCACAGAACUGUACAUGUGAUGUAAAGUCACAAACAUACUGUACAUCUCACAAUGGUUUUGUCCUCGAGAAAAUAUUUUCCACCACCUACCUUACUGUAAUUUUCUUUUUGUUAGAAAAAGGCAAGUUUAAAAAAGGAAAAAAAAAAAAAAGGAAACAUCUAUGUGGGGGGGGAAACUUUGUUGUAUCUACCCUUCGGGAAAAGGGAAUUUUGUUUCCUGUAAAUAUUUUCUUUGCCAUGUUGUUGCAUUGCUAUGCAAACCCGAUAGAGUUUAAUUUUUUUUUAUUUUUAUUUCCAUAUACAAUAACAGUUGGGUUUACCUGGUUAUUUGUACUAUAUGUGAAUUAAGUGGCUUUUGUGCCAUAAGAUAAUUGUUUUUCUUUAAUCCAUUGUUUGUUAAUAGCUACCAUUAAUUAUUAUUAUUAAUAUGAUCAUUAUUAUUAAUAUUAUUAAUUAUUGUUUUUUUUGCACUGCAAUUUUUGGUGAUAAGCACAAAAACAUAGCUCCUGCUGACAUGAAGAACCGGAAGAAUAUGUGAAGAGGAGUUUCUGUACUGUAAAGUAAAGAGAAGAAGAUUAUAUUCUAGUGUACAGAGAGAUAUUAAAGAGUCACGCUUUUCUCACAGACAGCAUCCAUUUCUACAGUAGAGACGAACCGAGUGGCAGACGCUAGUCCUGAAGGCGCGAGGCAGAGCUACAAGGCCUGGGAACGGAUCCGAAACGUUGGUUAGCUAUUAAUUUAUUGUUCUUUUUUUUUUUUUUUUAAGUUUAUGGUUUAGUGCCUAAAUCAUUUUACAAAGAGGAUCUCAUGCUCUUACCCAGUAUAACCUGAAAAUUCAAAAAAUCAAAUCAAAUCAAGCGGUGAACUUUGUCUGGAUGCUGACAUCACGUCAUAGCACAAAUACGGUUUUAUUUUUAUCAUAUUAAGUUACAAACGCAUCUAAACCUCCUUCAAUAACUAAAUUACACCGUUUACAUUUUAUUCGAGCUGAUUUUGUUUUACAUUUGCUGUUUUAGCACUUUUUUAAUCACUUAAUCUGUUAUCACCAAUCGUAUCAAUGAAGAAAACAUUUAGUUUACUGGGAACAGCCGAGUUAUUAAUGUGGCUUAUGUGGGAAAGUUGGUGACUCAGAUGUGAAACAAAUGGUCGUUGGCCCUUGCCUAGCAACACUUAUUAAAACUGAGAGUGAGCUCAAUGCACCAAUGGAAGUGCUGGGACACACCCAGUUCAAUGUGUCAACUAUAAACCUAGAUUAAACUGUCUUCACUGUCACUGGUGUUUCAAAAUCAUAUUUAAAAUAAAUUAUGCUUAACCUGGUGGGGAGGCGAGUAAAGCCUGGUGGCCCGCCAGGCUUAUAAUGCACAGGGGGAAAGUCAGUGAGCUAUAGAUGGAUUAGAUCAAAUUGAUUUGUCUUUAAAGUCCCCUAUUAAAGUCAGAAAUGAAAAAAGGGCAAAGUGGCCAGCAUCCACAACAAGUACGAUCAGUAAAGUCUUGUCGGAAGCUUUUAUUUAUUUAUUCUCUUAUGGUAACUGCUACACACUGCACAUCUUUAGGGUAGAGAGCUGACGAAGCAAAGGCCUUGUAUGUUAGUCAGUGGCUCCACUGCCUUCAUGUCUACAGCCACAGUGGGAAGCAAAAAAUCCUUUCUUAUUGACCCGACUGCCACAAAAACAUGCUCGUAUCAUUUACCGCUUUCGACUUCACAACAUCAGAUUUUUUUAGAUAUGAAUCUUUUCCAACAAAUGUCCUUUUUGGAAGCUAAGCUUGUUUCUUUGUAUGCCUUUUAUGGACUCCCAAAACGCUGCUUACAACAAUGUUUUUCAAUUGUAAUGUUCAGGAUUUUUGUGGUUCAACGACUGUUUGUUUUGUCUUUUUUUGUACUGCUAAUGUUGAUAAAAAAAAAGGGGGGGGGUAGGUGAGUAGGGGAAACUAAAGGCCAUCAAAAUGCUGUUGUACUGUUGUCGUAACACCAUUGUCGUAUUUUAUUUUAUUUUGUAAGGAUACACCCAGUGGCCAGUGUUCUGGGAAUGAGGUGCAGAGAGUAUCUCAGGUUAUUUUGCAUUCUGGUGGUGUUUAUGUAUGUGUAUAUAUGUGUAUAUAUCCAUACACAUCUCCACUUGAUUAUUCCAUUCCUUUUUCAUUAAUAAACACUUUCCAUCCCAUGUUGGAAUCUGUUAUACCCCCAUUUUUUGUCAUUAUUUUCAUUACUUUUUAAUUUUCUGCUGUGGACUUUGAUCCCGAUGUGCUGGUUCAUCCAACUUAAAGACAAGAUGUCAGUAAAAGAACAUACCAAAUUUGAAAUUGAUAUUUCUAACGUUCGUGUCUUUAAUACUCAAUUUUCUUUUAAAUCACAGUGUCGUUUUGUAUUUAUUAAAAUGCUAAUAAAGGUAUAUUGUGAAAUAUGCAUAAAAUUUGUAAGAUAUGAAAUGUGUUUUCUUUUUUCUUUUUAACUGUUACCUUUGUUCCUUGUGAACGUGUGUGUCGGAGCUGAGCAGCGAGGCCGUUGAGAGGUGAUGUGGAGACCGUGCUCUCAGCACGGUGAUACGCCGGUCGGUCGUCAUCCAAGUCGCUCUUCGUCUUGCAUGUUCACUGCACUGCUCUUCUCGAGUCGCAACGUUUCGACACGGGGAGUAAAAACACAAUUUGCUCGUCAAGGCAAAAGAGAAAAUGUCUUUCAAAGUGCUUUACCUCUUUUUGUUCAUUUUCCUAAUAUUGUUGGUUCUUUGUAGCCUAUCUGUGUCUUUCCUUUUUGCUAUAAAAGCAGAUUAAAAAUGACAAAAAGUGAAAGUUGUUGGGUGAAGUCUUUCCUGUACAGCAUGGGGUGAGGUAACACUCCAACUCCAAGGCCAUUUCUACAGUACGGUUCUCCUUUCUUGUUUUUUUUCUCCACCUCUCUGUACACCUCCUCCUGUAUCCACUUGCAUGUUCUCCGAAAAAGAGAGUGAAUCAAGAAAAUAAACUCCUACAGUUUAGUUCUGAUGACCUGUAAAAUAAGUCCAUCUUUUAUUUCCUUGUACCUGGAUCAAUAUCAAAUAAAAAUAUUUUUGAAA
Molecule: messenger RNA, 8576 nt
Organism: Gambusia affinis (western mosquitofish)
Lineage: Eukaryota; Metazoa; Chordata; Actinopteri; Cyprinodontiformes; Poeciliidae
Gene: robo2
Product: roundabout, axon guidance receptor, homolog 2 (Drosophila)
Exons: 31
Coding region: 682-5418 (1578 amino acids)
Biological process (GO): cell-cell adhesion; axon guidance
Cellular component (GO): plasma membrane; axon
Molecular function (GO): protein binding
Source: RefSeq, a predicted model, not a curated record